Erinaceus europaeus (western European hedgehog) is the source of this 1766-nucleotide messenger RNA. RefSeq names its product ETS proto-oncogene 2, transcription factor (gene ETS2). Gene Ontology annotation, molecular function: sequence-specific DNA binding; DNA-binding transcription factor activity, RNA polymerase II-specific. The transcript has 10 exons. Bases 156 to 1571 code for a protein of 471 amino acids. Gene Ontology annotation, biological process: regulation of transcription by RNA polymerase II; cell differentiation. The record is from RefSeq and is a predicted model, not a curated record. Gene Ontology annotation, cellular component: nucleus. NCBI's taxonomy places the organism in Eukaryota, Metazoa, Chordata, Mammalia, Eulipotyphla, Erinaceidae.
CCCCGCCCCGCUCUCCCUCCUCCCUUCCCUCCUCGGGGCUCCAGUAGAGCGCGCGGCCCGGCCCGGCGGCUGACUUCCUCCUGCGGCCCCAGCGCGGUGGGGACCCCACCCCGAGCACCCCCAGACCCAGGACUCGGGACCCCCCAUUCGACGCGAUGAAUGACUUUGGAAUCAAAAGCAUGGACCAGGUGGCUCCUGUGUCUGGCGCUUACCGAGGGACCCUCAAGCGCCAGCCCGCCUUUGACACCUUCGAUGGCUCCCUGUUUGCCGUCUUCCCGUCCCUGAGUGAAGAGCAGACCCUCCAGGAAGUCCCCACCGGCCUGGACCCCAUUUCUCACGACUCAGCCACCUGUGAGCUGCCGCUGCUCACGCCCUGCAGCAAGGCUCUGAUGAGCCAGGCCUUGAAGGCCACCUUCAGCGGCUUCAGGAAGGAACAGCGCCGCCUCGGGAUCCCCAAGAACCCCUGGCUGUGGUCGGAGCAGCAGGUGUGCCAGUGGCUGCUCUGGGCCUCCAGCGAGUUCAGCCUGGCGGACGUGAACAUCCAGCGGCUGGGCAUGGAGGGCCGGGUGCUGUGCAACCUGGGCAAGGAUCGCUUCCUGGAGCUGGCACCCGACUUCGUGGGGGACAUCCUCUGGGAGCACCUGGAGCAGAUGAUCAAAGAAAACCAGGAAAAGGCAGAAGAACCGUAUGAAGAAGACGCCCACCUCAACGCCGUGCCCCAGUGGGUCAGCAGCAACUCGCUGGGUUUUGGCAUGGAUCAGACACCCACCUAUGGGGUACAGGUGCCCAGCUACCCCAAAGGUGGCCUCCUGGACAACUUGUGCCCACCCCCGGGGGCUCCCAGCAGCCUCAGCUCCGAGCAAGACUUCCCGCUGUUCCCCAAGUCCCGGCUCAGCACCGUCAGCGUCAACUACUGCCCUGUCGGCCAGGACUUCCCAGGAGGGAGCCUCAGCCUUCUGGCUGGGGGUACAGGCAAGGCCGGAGACCGAGAGGCCCCCGAGGCCGGUGGGGACAGCUUCGAGGGCUCCGACUCACUGUUGCAGUCCUGGAACAGCCAGUCAUCGCUGCUGGACGUGCAGCGGGUACCGUCCUUUGAGAGUUUCGAGGAGGACGGGGCCCAGCCGCUGGGCCUGGCCAAGCCCACCAUGUCCUUCAAGGAUUACAUCCAGGAGCGCCGGGACCCGGCCCAGCAGGGCAAGCCCGUCAUUCCUGCCGCCGUGCUGGCCGGCUUCACCGGAAGCGGACCCAUCCAGCUGUGGCAGUUCUUGCUGGAGCUACUCUCAGAUAAAUCCUGCCAGUCUUUCAUCAGUUGGACGGGAGACGGGUGGGAGUUCAAGCUCGCGGACCCAGAUGAGGUGGCCCGGAGGUGGGGCCGGAGGAAAAACAAACCCAAGAUGAACUACGAGAAGCUGAGCCGCGGGCUGCGGUACUACUACGACAAGAACAUCAUCCACAAGACGUCGGGCAAGCGCUACGUCUACCGCUUUGUGUGUGACCUGCAGAACCUCCUUGGCUUCACCCCCGAGGAGCUGCACGCCAUCCUGGGGGUGCAGCCGGACACGGAGGACUGAGGCCGGCGGGUGGGCUGGGAGGGGACUUUGAGUGCGGCCACCUCAUCCGACGGCCCCAAGGACCCGCGAGGCCACGGACGUGUCCAGGACACGUGGCCCAGAAGCUGUGGCCUGAUCUCAUCCUGACCCGAGGGGCAGCACAGGGGACUUUGGGUUGCUUUCUGGCCCGUCCCAAACCCGGCGGCUUCCAGAACA